CUUUCGUAGAUCCAAGAUAAAGGCGGGGUGUAAAAACGAAAACAAAAGUAGCCAGAGUUAGAGAAGCCCUGUGAUUUUUAUCCUCUGCACUCAAGACUGCUCCUCUUUGCUGGCUGAAACAGAUUGCAGUCAUGGCUUUGGAGCAGAACCAGUCAACAGAUUACUACUAUGAGGAAAAUGAGAUGAAUGGCACUUAUGACUACAGCCAGUAUGAAAUGAUCUGUAUAAAAGAGGAGGUCAGAAAUUUUGCAAAAGUUUUCCUCCCUGCCUUUUUCACAAUAGCUUUCAUCCUUGGACUUGCAGGCAAUUCCAUAGUUGUGGCAAUUUAUGCCUAUUACAAGAAACAGAGAACCAAAACAGAUGUAUAUAUCCUGAAUUUGGCUGUGGCAGAUCUACUCCUCUUAUUCACUCUGCCUUUUUGGGCAGUUAAUGCAGUUCAUGGGUGGAUAUUAGGGAAAAUGAUGUGUAAAGCAACAUCAGCCUUAUACACAGUAAACUUUGUCUCAGGAAUGCAAUUUCUGGCUUGUAUCAGCAUAGAUAGAUAUUGGGCAGUAACUAAGGCUCCCAGCCAAUCAGGAGUGGGAAAACCUUGCUGGAUCAUUUGUUUCUGUGUCUGGACAGCUGCCAUCUUGCUGAGUAUACCCCACCUGGUUUUUUAUACAGUAAAUGACAACAUGAGGUGCAUUACCAUUUUUCCCCACCACCUAGGAAAAUACAUGAAAGCAUCAAUUCAAAUACUGGAAAUCUGCAUUGGAUUUGUCAUUCCCUUUCUUAUUAUGGGAGUAUGUUACUCUCUAACAGCAAGGACUCUCAUCAAGAUGCCAAACAUUAAAAAAGCCCGACCCCUCAAAGUUCUGCUCACAGUUGUCAUAGUUUUCAUUGUAACUCAGCUGCCCUAUAACAUUGUCAAGUUAUGCCAAGCCAUAGACACCAUCUUCUUUCUGAUCACUGACUGUGACAUGAGCAAACGCAUGGAUGUUGCCAUCCAAAUCACAGAGAGCAUCGCACUCUUUCACAGCUGCCUCAACCCAAUCCUGUAUGUUUUUAUGGGAGCCUCUUUUAAAAAUUAUAUUAUGAAAAUUGCCAAGAAAUAUGGAUCCUGGAGAAGACAGAGACAAAAUGUAGAGGAGAUUCCUUUUGAUUCUGAGGGUCCUACAGAGCCAACCAGUUCUUUUACCAUUUAAAUGUAAAACUGUUCUACCUUUUGCUUGGAUACAUAAGAAUGAUGCUUUUCCUUUUGAUAAAAAAAAAAUUGCAGGGAAUCUGAAAUUCAUAUCUCAAACACUGUUGCUGCAACUUAUAACAAAGAAGGAGUUGGGGUCAUGGUGGAGGUAGAAGCCAAAAAGAAGAGGGGACAAUAAAUACACAAAAUAUGAAAAUUAAAAUUGAUGA
Messenger RNA from Marmota flaviventris (yellow-bellied marmot), 1392 nucleotides. RefSeq names its product atypical chemokine receptor 4 (gene Ackr4). Gene Ontology annotation, biological process: positive regulation of cytosolic calcium ion concentration; G protein-coupled receptor signaling pathway; immune response. The record is from RefSeq and is a predicted model, not a curated record. Gene Ontology annotation, cellular component: membrane; external side of plasma membrane. Lineage: Eukaryota; Metazoa; Chordata; Mammalia; Rodentia; Sciuridae. Gene Ontology annotation, molecular function: C-C chemokine binding; scavenger receptor activity; C-C chemokine receptor activity.